AUGCCUUUCAUCGACGUUGGUCACAGUCACAACGAGCCGGUCACGCGCGUGCGUGACCUCUUCGAAGAUGAGACCUUCGUCCUGACCAAGUUCGAAAACCACGCCAACAAAUGCGCUCUCUGUAUCGAUGCGCUCGACACCUUCCGGGAGGGCCGCUCGCUCUGUGAUCGUGGCCUUGCGCAUGCCAAAGAUGUCGCCAACUACGUAUUCAGCAAGCAGGGCAAGGCCUACUCGGUAGUCAACAAGGAGCACAACGAAGAAGUUCUCAUCCGUAUCCCGCGCCAACACCGGGCGGCUCGCCGUCUGCUGAGGGCCAUCGAAGAAGGCCUGCACUUGCGUCGCGAUCAGCCCAUCGUCAGCUACGAUCGCACCUACCAUGUCGGCGCCCGCCAGCCCGCGGAGACCGUCACCGAGAUCAUUGAGCGCACUCCGCGUCGCCGCGUCAUUGUCUACCGUCGCAGCUCGCCCAGUCGCAGCUCACCCAAUCGCGGUUCCUUGUACGAAACGGACCGCCACGAGCGCCGCCAAUAUGUGCGAGUGUUGCGGUGA
This is a messenger RNA of Talaromyces atroroseus, 549 nucleotides long. RefSeq lists its product as hypothetical. NCBI's taxonomy places the organism in Eukaryota, Fungi, Ascomycota, Eurotiomycetes, Eurotiales, Trichocomaceae. The record is from RefSeq and is a predicted model, not a curated record. The transcript has a single exon. Bases 1 to 549 code for a protein of 182 amino acids.